Notechis scutatus (mainland tiger snake) is the source of this 3426-nucleotide messenger RNA. The record is from RefSeq and is a predicted model, not a curated record. Lineage: Eukaryota; Metazoa; Chordata; Lepidosauria; Squamata; Elapidae.
CCCCGGCGCGGAAGGCUUCCAAACUUUGGAGGAAGGCCGUUGGUCGCCAAGCCUGCCUCCCAUUGGCCGCUUCCGGCCGUGAUUGACGCGGCGCUGGCCAACGGCGGCGCGGCACCGUUUCCGCGCGCUGUUUGGGACGGUUACGGGGCGCUGAACGGCGGAGGCUGAGGGGGGAGAGACCCGCCGGUUGGCAAGCAAUCCGGCUCGGUAGGGAAGAUGGCCGGCGGCGGCGGAGGAGGAGCAGGAGGCGGCUGCUUCUACCCGCGAACGACGAAUCCGAGCCUCGAGUCGCCGCCUCUCCUCAGCCUGAGGCGAAGGUCGAAGCAGCAAGGGCCGGAGGAGGCGGUGACUCUUGAGCGAGUGUUGGGAAUAACUGCUCAAACCAGCAAUGGCUUAACUUGUGACCCAAACUCAGGACAGGUUGCAUAUCCAACAGGGUGUGUGGUUGUGAUUUUCAGUCCUCAGAAGAACAAACAAAGGCACAUCUUUAAUACGGCCAGGAAAACUGUGACCGCUUUGUCUUUCUCUCCCGAUGGGAAAUACGUGGCCACUGGAGAGAAUGGGCAUCAGCCGGCCGUCCGAGUCUGGGAUGUAGAGGAGAGGUCCCAGGUAUCUGAACUUCACGGCCACAAGCACGGCGUGGCCUGCGUGGCCUUCUCUCCCAGUAUGAAAUACCUUGUGUCAGUCGGGUAUCCUCACGACAUGAAAGUGAACGUGUGGGAUUGGAAGAGCGAUACACUCAUCGCUUCCAACAAAGUCUCUUGCAAAGUUAUGGCCCUCUCCUUCUCAGAGGACAGCUAUUUCGUGACCGUCGGGCACCGCCAUGUCAAGUUCUGGUUUUUGGAUGGCUCCAGAGAAAUUAAGAUCAAGGAGACGGUUCCACUGGUGGGUCGCUCCGGACUCCUCGGGGAGCUCCACAACAACACCUUCUGUGACGUGGCGUGUGGCCAGGGCAAAAUGGCUGGCAGCACCUUCUGCAUUUCGCACUCGGGGCUGCUUUGCCUCUUCAAUGAGAAGCGCAUCCUGGAGAAAUGGAUCGAUCUGAAGGUGACGCUGGCCAAUUGCAUUUGUGUCAGCGAAGAAUUCAUUUUCUGUGGCUGUGCUAACGGAACUGUGCGCCUCUUCCAAGCACACAACUUGCAUUACCUCUCGGAUUUGCCCAAGCCCCACCACCUGGGCACCGAUGUGGCUACCGAGCCCAUCCUGAGAAAGCCAGAUGCCUCCUUCCCAGAUGCUAUUGCUGUCGUCUUCGACCCUCGACGUCACUGGCUCUCCUGUGUGUACAAGGAUCACAGCGUGUACAUUUGGGAUGUGAAGGACAUCGGCCACGUCAGGAAAGUGUGGUCUGAUCUCUUCCACAGCUCCUUUGUCUGGAACGUGGAGGUGUAUCCUGAGUUCGAAGCCCAUCAAGGCUGUUUGCCUGCAGGGUCCUUUCUAACGUGUUCCUCAGACAGCACUAUACGGUUUUGGAACUUGGAAAACAGCACGCAUGGACCUUUCAAGAAGAACGUCUACAGCGACAACUUACUGAAGGUGGUGUACAUGGAAAAGGGGACUCAGUAUUUGCAAGAUGCAACUAAUUUGCCGGACCGAAACGACAACGUCGGCUACCUGGACGUAAAAUCCGGCGUCCGAGUGAUGCAGAUCAGCCCUGAUGGCCAGCACUUGGCUUCUGGGGACAGAACCGGGAAUCUGAGGAUACACGAGCUGAAAUUCAUGGCGGAAGUGAUGAAAUUUGAAGCCCACGAUUCGGAAGUCCUCUGCUUAGAAUAUUCCAAGCCAGAAACAGGCCUGGCGCUCUUGGCUUCAGCGAGUCGUGAUCGGCUGAUUCACGUACUGAACGUGGGAAGCGAUUAUAAACUAGAGCAGACUUUGGACGACCAUUCCUCGGCUAUAACGGCGGUCAAGUUCACUGGAAAUAACUGCAUUCAGAUGAUUAGCUGUGGAGCUGACAAAAGCAUCUAUUUUCGCAGCGCGCAAAAGGUCGGAGGUGGCAUUAAUUUUAUCCGGUCUCACCACGUGGCUGAGAAGACCACGCUGUACGACAUGGACGUGGAUAUAACUCAGAAAUACGUGGCUGUGGCCUGCCAGGACAGAAAUGUCAGGAUAUACAACACGGCCAGCGGGAAGCAGAAGGGCUGCUACAAAGGGGCCCACAGUGACGAUGGAUCCCUGCUCAAGGUCCAGUUUGAUCCUUCUGGAACAUUCCUGGCCACUAGUUGCUCAGAUAAAAGCAUUUCCAUCAUCGACUUCCGCUCUGGAGAAUGUGUGGCCAAAAUGUUUGGGCACUCAGAGGUCAUCACGGGGAUGAAAUUUACCUUUGACUGCAAACACCUGAUCACCGUCUCAGGAGACAGUUGCAUCUUCGUGUGGCGCCUGAGCCCUGAAAUUACCGCUUGCAUGAAGCAGCACUUGAGGGAACUGGAACAGAUCCAGGAGCAGCAGGAGGUUGGAGACUCUGCGUGGCCUCCCCGGAUCAGGGUGGAAAUGUUUGAAAGGGUCCCCCACCGGGAUAUGGUUGAUUUUGACCUGGAGGAGGAGGAGGAGGAAGAGGAGGAGGAGGAGGAAGAGGAGGGAGAAGAGGAAGAAUUAGCUCAGCAGACUCCAGUUAAAGAUGACCUCCAUCCAGGUACAGCUGGGGACAAGAAACCUCCCCCAGAAAUCCACCCCGAGGUGAAAGGAAGCCUCGAGGCCAAAACAUCCAGUGUUUCAGAAAUUCAGGCUCUCGUCAAAAAUUUUGAGGGCAGCUUGCAGUCCCUACACCUCAAAUUUCAAGAGAGUUUGCAACUGUACGAUAAGGUGUUGUCCAGCCCCGGUGGGACCGAGGAGGAGCUCGCCCACGUCCAGCAGAGGCUUUCUAGCACCUUCCGCUGGAUGAAGAGCGAGCUGGCGGCCAGAGAGAGCAAGGGCAAAGCCGACGUAGCCACCGCCACCGACCCCUCGUCCUUCUGGCCGAUCUGCCUCCAGGAGGGCGAGGCCCACGCGCUCCUGAAGCACUACUCUGACUCUCUCCUGAAUGUGGUUCAGAAGAAGCUGGAGGAGGCCCGGAAAACCAGCCUGCCUUGAGGGACCCCCCCCCCCCCCGUUCCUGCCCCUUCCGCACAUUUGCCACGCACAGAUGUCCGUUUCGGUGGGACUCCCAAAGAGCUGAGACCGUGUGACACGAGCACCGAUUCACGUGUUGCCUUUUAGCACUUUGUUCGCAUCCAUAGGAAAAUCUCAAAGGUUCGCCCAGAAACGCUGACAAUGUGAAUGCCUCCUUUUACGGGAAAAGAAAUAAUAAUAAUAAUAAUAAUGUUUUUAUAAGACUGAGGAAAGAGGGAUAAAAUUCAAAAGGGGCGUCUUGAAAUUCUCCUAUGGUUGCUGUUUUAAACUCGGGUUGCAGCACAGCUUUGUAACGGUUUACUCUUUUUUUAAAAAAAGGUU